Molecule: messenger RNA, 1567 nt
Organism: Achroia grisella
Lineage: Eukaryota; Metazoa; Arthropoda; Insecta; Lepidoptera; Pyralidae
Product: ribonuclease H2 subunit A
Exons: 5
Coding region: 93-1046 (317 amino acids)
Biological process (GO): DNA replication, removal of RNA primer; mismatch repair
Cellular component (GO): ribonuclease H2 complex
Molecular function (GO): RNA binding; RNA-DNA hybrid ribonuclease activity
Source: RefSeq, a predicted model, not a curated record
AUGUACUUGCUACAUUAGACUGGCGGGAAAUUAAUUGUUUAUUUAUCACAUAUUAAUUUUCGAAAUGAAUUGAAAUAAAAAAUAGGUACAAAAUGGAUUCAUUGCAAGCAUUACAAGAUUAUAUAAAGAGUAAUGACAAUUAUCGAAAUUUUAUUAACAGCUCACAAGUGCCGUCUCUAUGUAAAUCAGAGCCAUGUAUUUUAGGGGUGGAUGAAGCAGGUCGAGGCCCAGUUUUAGGUCCAAUGGUUUAUGGAGUUGCAUAUUGUCCAAAAAGUCAGAAUAAAAUACUGGAAAAUCUAGGUUGUGCUGAUUCAAAGGCGUUGACUGAGGAGAAAAGGGAUGAAAUAUUCACUAAAAUACUCACAGAUGAUGAAGCAUUGAAAAAUGUUGGUUGGACUGCAGAAAUCAUAUCACCUAAUUAUAUUUCAAAUUCAAUGUACAGAAGAGCUAAGCAUUCUUUGAAUGAAGUAUCAAUGAACUCAGCUAUAGAUCUUAUAACAAAAGUGCAUUCUUCUGGUGUCAAUAUUGUUGAAGUUUAUGUAGAUACAGUGGGUCCACCUGAAAAGUACCAAACUAAACUGUCGCAAAUAUUCCCAGAUUUUAAAAUCACUGUAGCAAAAAAGGCUGAUUCCAUCUAUCCUAUAGUAUCAGCAGCAAGUAUAGUUGCGAAAGUAACCAGAGAUCAUGCACUUAAAGUUUGGAAAUUUCAUGAAGGUUUGGAAAUGAAUCAUACUGAGUUUGGCAGUGGUUAUCCUGGAGAUCCAUUGACCAAAAAAUUUAUUCGAGAUCAAAUUGACAACAUAUUUGGUUACCCACUCUUGGUGAGGUUUAGUUGGUCAACAGCAGAACUCAUGCUACAAGACAAAGCUGCUACUUGUACAUUUGAAGAUGUGGAUGAAGACAAUCCCAAAAAGAAAGUUAGGGCUGGUACCAAGUCGAUCAGUUCUUUUUUUUCACCUAAAUUGGAGGGUAAUGGAAAAAUAAGGAGAAAACAUAAGUUCUUUGAAGAAAGAUGCUUAACAGUUGGUUCUGAUGCUUUUGACUGAUAUGACUAAAAUAAAUAUUGUUUAAAUUUAGUUUUUAUUUCAAUAUUAAUAGUAGUUGAUGUAACGAUAACGAAAUAGAAAUGGUACUUGAUGUAACAAUAACAAUAGAAAUUAAUAAAUAUUUUUAAGAACGCGUGAUUUCCGUAUUUUGCUUUAGAGAAGUUAUUAUUAAUCAGCAGAUAGCAGUUUUAACGAAACAAAUGGAUAAGAAAAUAAAAAAAAAUGCAGGUAUGAUGUUAUUAAUUAUUACCGACUGUGACUGCGACAUCGAGGUUGAGGUUGACUUUUGAGUCUACCAUUCAAAAAUAUUUUCAAAAGCUUUUUAUGGUUAUUGUGUGUUUUAUAAUAUUAAAUAUACCUACAUAUGGCGAGUAUUUAAUGUCGAUAAUCUAAAAUAUCUUUUCCCAGUACCCAGUCCUGACUAUAGUACAUAAUUUUGUUUUCCUUUAACAUCGUAAGUGAAAAUAACAUGGCUUGCAUUGCAGAUUAGGGGAAAUCAGCAAUAAUUUAAAUACAAUUAA